Dovyalis caffra is the source of this 1635-nucleotide messenger RNA. The record is from the annotation of a GenBank genome assembly. Lineage: Eukaryota; Viridiplantae; Streptophyta; Magnoliopsida; Malpighiales; Salicaceae.
AUGGGCAAGCAAGGACCUUGCUGUCACUGUGGAGUUACAAGCACACCUCUUUGGCGCAAUGGGCCUCCUGAGAAGCCAGUGCUGUGCAAUGCAUGUGGAUCACGAUGGAGGACAAAGGGAACACUUGCAAACUAUACCCCUCUUCAUGCUCGGGCUGAUCCUGAUGAUUAUGAAGAUCACAGGGUCUCUAGAUUGAAAAGUAUAUCUAUAAACAAAAACAAAGAAGUGAAACUGCUCAAAAGAAAGCCAAAUUAUGAUAAUAGGGUUUCUGGAGGGUUUGCUCUGGAUUACAACCAGGGUUAUAGAAAGGUUGUAGAUGAAGACAUCAGUAAUAGGUCAAGUUCUGGGUCAGCCAUAUCCAACUCGGAGAGUUGUGCACAAUUUGGCAGUGCAGAUGCAAGUGAUUUGACAGGUCCAGCCCAAUCGGUUGUGUGGGACUCUUUGGUACCUUCUAGGAAGAGGACCUGUGUCAAUCGGCCUAAGCAAUCUCCAGUUGAGAAGCUUACAAAAGAUUUAUAUACUAUUUUGCAUGAGCAGCAGUCGUCAUGCUUCUCUGGUUCUUCAGAUGAGGAUUUGCUUUUUGACAAUGAAACUCCAAUGGUUUCUGUUGAGAUAGGACAUGGAAGUGUUCUCAUUAGACAUCCAAGCUCAAUAGCUCGAGAUGAGGAAUCUGAAGCUAGCUCCCUUUCUGUUGAGAACAAGCAAUACUCGACAAAUGAGGCUUAUUCUCAUCCUGUGAUCCUUCCUGUAUAUAAUGAAAUCAAGAGUGUUAAUACAACAUAUCCUAUUACUGAAAAAACUAAGAAUCUUACUGGGCAAGGGGUGCAGCAAGAGCAACUUAAGAGGGACAAGUCUCCUUAUGAAAAAGUACACAUCGUGGGAAGUCAUAAUUCACCACUUUGCAGUGUAGAUUUGAAUGAUAUUCUUAACUUUGAGGAGUUUGCAAGACACUUGACAAAUGAAGAGCAGCAGCAAUUACUAAAAUAUCUACCUCCACUUGAUACUGUCAAACUUCCCAACAGCAUCAAAAACAUGUUUGAUAGCCCUCAAUUCAAGGAAAACAUAAAUUCCUAUCAGCAACUGCUUUCUGAAGGAGUCUUUGAUCUCUCCUUCUCGGAAGCAAAAAUUGAAGACUGUAAGACUUUGAAAAGGCUUACACUGUCCAAUCUGUCGAAAUCCAAUUGGGUGGAGCGUUAUCAUCUUCUCAAGAAGUGUAAAAAUGGUACUGGGAAAUCUCUUGUUGGAAAGGGACCAAAUUCAAAUGUUGUUGCAUCGAGUAAUUUAAUCGGUGCCAAAAGGUCACGUGACAGCCUAAGUCAGAAGUUUUCAGAAGCGAAGUCAAUGAAGAGUCCCAAAAGGAUUGUCAUGAAGGCGACCUACGAGAACAAAGAACUCAUAGACAAUGAUGGUUCUUGCUUUAGUCCAAGAAGCCUAUUUGCCUUGCCUCCUGAUGGUAGCUCCCUCAUGCUGGACUCUCUCCAUUUUGUGGGUGAAAGUUCUGAUCAGGACCUGCUGCUGGACAUACCUUCCAAUGGUUCAUUUGCACAGGCAGAGCUCCUUCACCCAACUAAUAGUUUUGGCCAACAGGCAAGCACUAGUAGUAGCUCGAUAUACCCGCACCUAGGCCGCCCCUAA